Dentiscutata erythropus is the source of this 687-nucleotide messenger RNA. NCBI's taxonomy places the organism in Eukaryota, Fungi, Glomeromycota, Glomeromycetes, Diversisporales, Gigasporaceae. The record is from the annotation of a GenBank genome assembly.
AUGGUUAAACAUACAGUCAUCGCUCGUAUUUCUGAUGGCAAUACUAAACAGGAAAUUUCAUCAUUAGGCCUUCCAUUGGCAGCCUCGGUAGACGAUGAUCAGAAUGGGGAGGCUGAACUCGCAGAUUACAAAAAUAAAGCAAAACUUCUUUUCAAAAAAAUGAAUGAAAACUCUGAGGAGAGAUGUUCAAUUGAAUCAGGAAGUUAUUAUUUUCACUACCUUAUCCAAAAUGGCGUUUGUUACAUGACAAUUUGCGAUCGGUCAUACCCUCGUCAAUUUGCCUUUAGUUACUUGGAAGAACUUGCCAAAGAAUUUUCAAUGAGUUAUGGGAAUGAAGUCGAAAAGAAAAAUUUAAGACCAUAUGCUUUUGUUAAAUUUGAUACCUUUAUGCAAAAAACAAAAAAGGUUUAUCAAAAUACGCGAACGCAACACAAUAUUGAGCGACUAAAUACCGAACUGAAUGAGGUAGCCAAUAUCAUGACUAAAAAUUUGGAAAGCGUCUUGUGGCGUGGUGAAGGAUUAGAAAAAAUGAGUUCCCUCUCUGAUCAACUUCGUUAUGAAUCCCAGAAAUAUAAAAAAACUGCUCAUGAUCUUAAUCUACAGCUUCUUUAUCGCAAGUACGGACCUAUACUGUUCAUAGUGGCGGUGUUUUCUUUGGUAAUCUACUGGCGAUUCUUUUGGUAUUAG